AUGGCUCUUGAAAAUCAACGCUCAAACGGCGCACGGUCCAUCACGGCCGACAUUGUCAUUGUCGGCGGUGGCUUUGGAGGCUGCAGCGCCCUUUAUUGGCUACGCAAAGCUGGAUACAACGUCAAGCUCAUCGAAGCUGGGACCGACUUUGGUGGAGUGUGGCACUUCAACAAGUAUCCCGGAGCGCGCGUGGACUCUGAAGUGCCCCUGUAUCAACUGAGCAAGCCUGCAGAAACGUGGCGUUCCUUCAACUUCACGGAACGCUUUCCUGGUCACGUCGAGCUCCGUGAUUACUUUGCCCAAAUGAGCAAUGCUCUGGACCUUCACAAAGAUGCCAUAUUUGAUUCUCGUGUUGUGGAGGCGAAAUUCGACGCUGCCUCAGAUUCUUGGACCAUGAGAACGGAUAAUGGCAUUCGUACCAUGUCAAGAUACGCCAUAUUUGCCACGGGAACUACCAACAAGCCGUAUAUUCCACAAUUUCCAGGAUUGGACGACUAUCAAGGAAGUAUUCUGCACCCCUGUCGAUGGCCAUCCGAUCUUGACCUUUGUGGAAAGAAGGUGGGCAUUGUCGGUCAGGGCGCUUCUGGUCUACAGAUUCUCCAAGAGCUGGCCAAGGAAGAUGUUGGAGCCGACCUGACUGUCUUUGUGAGAAACCCGCCAACGGCACUGCCUAUGGGCCAGCGAGCUAUUUCUGCUGCGGAGUCCGAAGAGAAGAAGAAUGCAUACGAGGUUCUCUUUUCACACGCCAAAACAACAGACGAGUCGGGCUACGCGUACGACCCCCCAACUCGAUCCUUUUAUCAAGAAACACCUGAGCAGCGCGAGCAGUUUUACAGCGACCUCUGGGCCCGAGGCAGCUACGCCAUCCUGACAUGCAACUACCCCGAGCACACCUAUGAUCAGGCCGCCAACGCAGAGCUUUACCAAUAUUGGGCCAAGGCUGCUCGUGCACGCAUGACAGAUCCGGUGAAGAAGGACAUAAUGGCCCCAUUGCAGCAGUUCCAGUGGAUUGGCACCAAGAGACCCAAUUUGGAGCUGGAUUACUAUGAGAUGAUUGAUCAGCAGAAUGUCAAGCUGGUGAGUCUCAAACAGGAAGUCAUCCAAGAAUUCACAACAACGGGAAUAACCACCAAGGUCAUCUCCGAUGAUGCUACUGUCGAGGGAGCUACACACUCUUACGACUUGGAUGUAGUAAUUAUGGCAACCGGCUACGACGGAGUCACGGGGAGUUUGUAUGAGAUGAACAUUGUUGGCAAAGACGGCGUGCGCCUGCAAGAGCGCUGGUCCUCGUCCAUCCAGACAUAUUUGGGCAUGGUAGCCCCUGGGCUGCCCAACAUGUUCAUGCUCUAUGGGCCGCAGGCACCCUCGGGGCUUGCCAACGGGCCACCUUUUCUUGAGCUGCAGGUCGACUGGGUUUUACGAUUCCUUGGAAAACUGAAGGAUGAGCAGGCCACUACAUUUGAGGUCAAGUCUGCCGCUGCCAAGGAAUACGUUCAGCGCAAUCUUGAUGUGUAUGGUCAAUCACUGGCUAAGGAUACACCUUCCUGGUGGAACGGUUCUAAUAUCCCGGGGAAAGUGAUAGAGCCAUUGUUUUGGACAUUGGGUCUUCAGGAAUGGCGAAAGGAGACUGAAAAGGCUUUGGAAGACUGGUCCCGUUUUGAUCUGAAUUAA
Clonostachys rhizophaga is the source of this 1671-nucleotide messenger RNA. The record is from the annotation of a GenBank genome assembly. Lineage: Eukaryota; Fungi; Ascomycota; Sordariomycetes; Hypocreales; Bionectriaceae.